Molecule: messenger RNA, 2692 nt
Organism: Osmia lignaria (orchard mason bee)
Lineage: Eukaryota; Metazoa; Arthropoda; Insecta; Hymenoptera; Megachilidae
Biological process (GO): regulation of translational initiation
Cellular component (GO): cytosol
Molecular function (GO): translation activator activity; protein binding; RNA binding
Source: RefSeq, a predicted model, not a curated record
UGAGUUGCCUCUACAGUCUCGACAUGUGCACAGGUAAACGGCAUUACUUACCAACGCCAUGCAUCCUUCCGUUCUCGGCGAAACACAACAUUUCGAAAGCGUGAACGCGUAACAUACAAAACGUAUGUUUAAAUCUAGAUGGUUACGUCGUAGUUCCAGGUUCGCGGUCGUCUCGAAUCGGUUGAUCGAAUGCCAGCAUCGAGAAAUACGUUAGUGCCGCGGCUCACUUCCGGUCUUCAGCACCGGUUAUACGAAACUGCGACCGAACGAACGAUUAUCAAGAAGUUUUUUAACGAAUCCUGGAAUUAUUUGAAGAUUAUUCAAAUUCCAAGUAAUUUCGCUCAAAUGUUUUCAUCUUUUGCGAUGUAUUAAAGUGUAAUUACCGUUGGUGUGGUUCACCAAUUUCUUCAACGAUAACUUUAAUUAAAUAAUCACCGAGGAAGAUGGUGCGCGUUGCACGUUUGGCUCACACAAAAGAAGAAGCGACAAAGAUGAGGGAUGCGGUUCCGCAGAAAGGAAAUAACAACAAUAAUAAUACUAAUAAUAACAACAACAAUAACAAUAACGCAACUACGCUAAAGAGUAAACCAUCUUUGGAGAUUUAUCGGCCUCCAGGUGGAAGAACGGAAGGAACCACGGCGAACUCUCCUAAUCCACGUCUAAACGUACAUGCCAAGGAGUUCACUAUGAAGCAGAACGAUUCGCAUCCUUCUAAGUCUCGGACGAAUGCUUCAGAGAGAUCUCCAUACUAUUUGCAACAUAGCAAAUCAAGCGGUAACAUCCAUCGAUAUCUCUACGCCCAGCAACAGCAACAAAUACAGCAUGCUCUUCAACAACAACAUCAUCAAACGUCUCGUCAUCUUCAAGGUGGUCAUCAAUCCGCGCUGCGACAGUCUCAUCCGCUCGAUACCUCGGCAUCCAGUGGAAAUAUUUUACAUGGCUCGGGUAGGGUUCACUUCAGUAUGGAUCAAAACGAAGUGAAACCGAACCCAGGUAAACCAGGCAGACUCACUAAAUCAUUAUCAUUCGUUUCUACUUAUGGCCUGAAACGAUCGAAGAGCUUGAAUGCAGCUGACGUACUAGCUGCGAAGGCGGUGAAUAUUUCAGACGCGUCUGAGUUAGGCAAAUUCCCUGCUGCCAUUCAGGACACACUUUUAAAAGCCAUCGAAGAUCCAAAUGUAUUGAACGCAAGAGGAUUAAUGGAAUUGGUGCGUCACAUCCUGGACAGGGUCGUCGAGCAUCGCAGAUACGCAGAACCGGCUGCGAAAAUUUGCAUCACAAUCAUCGAGAAAGAAAGUAAGGAGACUUUCCUGGAGUCCUUGUUGAACACGUGUCAACAAUGGUAUCAGGAUCGCGCUAAAUUGCUCUACGACGGAUCAAGUUGUCAUCGUUAUUCUGCUUUCAUGACGUUUUUAAAUGAGAUGUAUUGUCAGUUGAAACGAAGGCAGCUACAGUUAAAGACGCAACAGGAGGGUGUUCCACCUGGACGCGUCCUUCUAACGUUACUUUGGAAGUGCUGUCAGGAUUGCCUACAGCCUCCGGUUGUAAAUUCCUUGGCAGAGACGGAUUGUCUGUUCUUCAUCUUGACGUGCAUCGGCAAAGAUCUGGACACCGAGUUGCCAGCCCAGCUGCAACAAUUGUUAGGAAGCUUAAGGGACGCCUUCCUCGCGGAGGAAACGAUAUUACCAUCGGUUAAAAAGACCAUUUUGCAAUUGAUCGAACUUCAUGCCGCGCAUUGGCAGCUUCCAGCACCAGCGGUCGUUUACUAUUACCCUGGAUCGACCUCCAAAUGAUCUUCCAACUUUUCAAAUCCUCCGUCCAUUUCUCGGUUCCUUGCGUGUGCGUUAAGUGGGUGCGAGCACGUUAAUGGAAUGGUUUGUACUUGAAUAUACGCAUAGAAUGUGCGGGUCAUAUGUAAUGAAAACGCUGUCGGCGGCGACUACGGGCGUAAAAAAAGUAAGCGUGUUGCUUUUAUACGCCUGAUUAUCGUGCAAAUAUUCAUUUAUAUCGCAGUUGGUAUAUUCUUCGCGUGGAGUGUAGCUGUGUAACGUUCUGUAACCGUUUGAACUAAUUAGAGGAUUUAGUGUUUCAAGAAAUCGUUGAAAGUUUUACAAAAAAACACUGUAAUAUUCUCCUCUAAUUACUUCGAGCUGUGAACUAAAGCCAUCCAUUUCGUUUAUAAUAAACGCUUCUUUUUCGUGAAUUCUUCGAAUAACGUUUAUCCGCUGACAAGAAAGACCGAAUGAAUUUGUGCCUCGCACGAAUCCCGUGAAAAACAGAAAGAUUUAUGACAAUUGGUAUCGCGCUCCAUUGCAAGGAAUGACAUUGAUGUCCACUUGGGAAUCGGUAACUCAUCGACUCGGUGCUGGAAACUGCGCAUCUGCUGUUCCAAGUUAGAAAUUGUCUCGUUAGUAAGGCAAUGGGUUAAGAAAUCGGGACACAUGAAACUGGCACGUCGUUUGGCUGAAUUAUCGCGUGAGGAUCGCUCUUUGAACGAGUUGAGAUCGCAGGUUCACGGUUAAGAGUGGACAUUGAAAUUCAGUCAUGUAUGCGUGACGAAUGAUUUGGACGGAGCUGGUGUUUGUAUAGAGCAUGUGUGGUAAUUGUUUGCGGAAGAUCACGAACCGCGAAUUUUCCUCAGCUUUUUCCGUAAACACGAUGGUACUAAGUACAUAUAAAAAAAAAGAAGAAA